Messenger RNA from Paraglomus occultum, 1197 nucleotides. NCBI's taxonomy places the organism in Eukaryota, Fungi, Glomeromycota, Glomeromycetes, Paraglomerales, Paraglomeraceae. The record is from the annotation of a GenBank genome assembly.
AUGGCUAAGGUAUUUGAUCGAAAAGCUGAUGAGAAAUUAGUUUUUGAAACAAGUGAAGAUGUAAAAGUUGUACCUACUUUUGACUCUAUUGGACUAAAAGAAGAUCUGCUUCGAGGAAUAUAUGCUUACAAUUUUGAGAAGCCAUCGGCUAUCCAGCAGAGAGCUAUAGUCCCUAUUAUAAAAGGUCGUGAUGUUAUUGCUCAGGCGCAGUCUGGAACGGGUAAGACUGCUACUUUCUCUAUUUCGAUCCUCCAAUGUAUUGAUACCACUGUGCGGGAGACACAAGCUCUUGUUUUAUCGCCUACAAGGGAACUAGCAACUCAGAUACAAAGUGUGAUCCUGGCUCUUGGAGAUUAUAUGAACGUUCAAUGUCAUGCAUGUAUCGGUGGGACGAGCAUUGGUGAAGACAUUCGUAAGCUCGAUCAUGGUGUUCAUGUAGUAUCGGGGACGCCGGGACGCGUGUUUGAUAUGAUUCGACGCCGCAAUUUGCGUACUCGCAACAUAAAAAUGCUAGUGCUGGACGAGGCUGAUGAGUUACUGAACAGAGGUUUCAAGGAUCAAAUCUAUGAUGUAUACCGAUAUCUCCCGCCAAAUACCCAAGUAGUGUUAUUGAGUGCUACACUGCCAUAUGACGUGCUUGAAAUGACCACUAAGUUCAUGACUGAGCCAAUCCGUAUUCUCGUUAAACGUGAUGAAUUAACGUUGGAAGGGAUCAAGCAAUUCUUUGUGGCCGUGGAGAGAGAAGAAUGGAAGUUCGAUACGUUAUGUGAUUUAUACGACACAUUAACAAUCACUCAAGCUGUCAUAUUCUGCAACACAAGACGGAAGGUUGAUUGGUUGACAGAGAAGAUGCGAGAAGCGAAUUUUACUGUCUCUUCGAUGCAUGGUGAUAUGCCACAAAAGGAACGUGAUGCUAUAAUGCAGGAAUUUCGUCAAGGGGCAAGUCGCGUAUUAAUUACCACAGACGUUUGGGCGCGCGGAAUUGAUGUUCAGCAAGUAUCUCUAGUAAUAAAUUACGAUUUACCUGCCAACCGCGAAUUAUAUAUUCACCGUAUUGGUAGGUCUGGACGUUUCGGGCGAAAAGGUGUCGCCAUUAACUUUGUGACAUCGGAAGACGUUCGCAUACUUCGUGAUAUUGAACAAUACUAUAGCACCCAAAUUGACGAGAUGCCGAUGAACGUAUCCGAUCUGCUUUAA